CUGUCUAUCGUCGUCAUUAUUAUCGUGUCGUGUGCGUGCGAUGAAGUGUCGUGAGACGCCGGCCACAGCCGUCAGCCGACCACUCGCCCGGUGACCGACCGCGGCCGUCUGCGACCUAACCGUAGAGGUGUGCUCCCGCGCGCCAUGCCGUUCGUACAACGCGCCGUCGGCCCGGUACACCUGAGCCGGGUGAGGCUUCACGACGAGAACGGCGUGCCCACAAUCCGGGACCGCGAGCUGGACGCCGUCACCAACUGCGCGCUGAGCAACGCACUCCGGCAGAUGGCCUCGGUGGCCGCGCUCGCCGACGAGGUGUUCCGCGAGCUCCGGGACCAGCUCGCCGACGUGGCCACCAGAUCGGCGGGCCUCAAGCGCCGCGUCCAGGCCCUCGGCCACCUGGUGGACAACGCCGACCCCAAGGCCGUCACAGUCCCUGAAAGUGACCUGACAGCGUUCAGUCUGAAAACAGAACAUUUUAAGAGUAAGCAAGUAGAGAGCAAGAACUUAUUGUUAGCGGAAAAUAGACCUAUUUGGGUUAAAAGGCUCUACGAUCAAGCCGGAGUACCGAGUAAAGUAUAUGAAAAUAAACCUCACGUCCAUAGAUUAUCGAGAAGGAAGCGAUCACUGGACGACAUUCUUUUGCCUGACGAUAUAGAACUUAGAAAGCCUGCGGCAAUCACCAAUCUCCGACCAUGGACAUCGGAAGAAGUUCUUGGAGAUAUAACCGUGGCUCCUGAUUGUUCAUCGAGGAUACCUAGAGAUCCAAGUCCUGUUUCAGAAGAUCAAAUCGACCACAAACUGCCAUCGCCCGAAGAACAGCAGCAGGUCAUCGCACUUAAAUUCCCGCCGCAAAUAGUCGAAGUUGACGUAUCCGGCAGGAGUUUUAACCGAAUGAGCGCGCUUAGGAGAUCUCUACAGAACGUUGAAUACGAAACGUCUGUUAGACGACGAAAGAGCAAAAGACCUAGAGGCAAGAGGAGGAAUACGAUUGCUGGAACCGAUCAAAAAGAAUUAGAAGCCGUUAUUGGCUCAUUGUCUGAUAGUAAUAAAGACUCUGAUGACGUCGUGUCCAGCAGUACGACCGUUGUGGUGACUGAGAAAAAGUCAAAUCUUGAUAUCUUGAAAGAUUGGGGAAGAAUGAGAUUGAAACAAUUUAAAAAUAUAGAAACGGCUUCGUCAGCAUCAGUCAAGCUUAGAGAAAAAGGAAGAGUUGGAUUGGCAAGAAGAAAAUGGGAUAAGGACGAACCAGUGCAUUCUUCGUCUGGUAAUUGGUCAGCAAGUUCAGAGAGUGGACAGUCUACUUCGACUAGUCACAUACCAAGGUCUAGCGUUAGCAGUUGCAGCGGAAGCACGAAACCGACGUACCACGGGGGAAGUUCGGUGACCAGCGACGAAGGGGAAACAGGUUCCACGUAUUCGUGCGACACCGAAGGCUACUACACUUCGUUCCACGUGGACAGCGGUCUGAAGACGCUCAGGGAGGAGGACCCGCCGCAGCCGAUGUCCGCGUUGCACUCCACGUCGGCGCUCACGCCAAGUUUCCAGUCGUCGUCGGCCGAGAGCGAGUACGACGUUUUCGGACGGGGCAGUACGUCGACCACAGCGAGUUCGGCCGGUACCGUGUGCACGUCCCUGAUGGUGUCGCCGCCGAACGUGCCGGAAAGAGGUGGCAGCAAGCUAUCGGAACGGUCGGCGGACAUCGCGUACGGCGGCUCGCUGCCCGACCGGAACAACGCGCACGGGUCCAGGGACCCGAUGGCGCUGUACGACAAGUCGAAAACGGCCCCGUCCCGGCUGACCAAGGAGAACGUGACCAGGUACAAGGAGGAGGGGCUGAUGAUCGACGUCAAGCCCAGACCGUGCCUGGAACACGGCGGCGGUGACUCGCCGGACAGCGGGCACAACACGUGCAGCUCGCCGGUGGACUCGGUGACGAACCCGUCCGUCGACCUGGAGAUGUCCGAGUGUUCCGACCUGGAAGGCGUCGACCGAGUGGAGAGGCUCCGGGUCAAGACCACCAUCAACACCAGCCGCAUACCGUCCAUGUGCGUCAUCACGCCGCCGAUGAGCGACGACGAGGUGAGCCUGAAGACGACCGCGGUGAGAGCGAUCGUACCGGACGCCGACGAUUACGGCGAGUACGUGACGCUGGCGCACUACGCGAUACCCGAACCGGUGGUCAAGGCCGUCGUCGAGCACCCGGAACAGGCGUUGUGCAAAGGGUUCGUGCACCUGGACGAGUUGCCGGCCGUCGGCACGUCGGAACGGCAAAGGCCGGCGGGCGCUCGGGUCACGCUGAACGCCGAGGGCCGAGUCAUAUACUCGUCGGACAGUUUGAAGCGCCGGAAGAAGACGCACACGGUCAACACGUUCGAACCCGGUCCGUGCGUGAACGCCAACGUCCGGUCGCUGCCCGUCAACAACCACACCAAUAAUAGCGUUUUGUCACAAGCAAUACCCCGUUCUCCGUUGAACGUCCGACCUGUGACCAGACAACCGAACGGCUCCGGCCCGCAAGCGGCGCAGGUGGUCGCCAAGAAACUCCAAGGCGAACGCAAUAGCGCCGCUGUCCAGCUAAAACCUCUGGUGCCCAUACCGCUGCCCUGUUCGCCGGGCCAACGGCGCUCGGGCAAGACGAUCGCAGGCCUACCGCUGACGGUGGCUACGGCUCUAAACCGGCACCGGGUGGUCGUGCUUCCGGACAACGGUCGGUGUGCCGGCGACGCCGCGGGCAAGCCCGUGUCGCCGCUGAUAUCGCCGACCCGGCGGAGUCUGUCGCCCAAAGAGGUGGUGCGAGGCGCGUACGUCCGGAUGCAAGACCCCACCGAGUGCCUGGAGACGAGCCUGGACGAGAUCAAGUCCGUGGUGAAGCGCAGCGACAGCUACAGACAGGCAAACGCCACCAGUCCCCGGAUGCUCGCCAAGUCGCCGAACAUGCUGAUGGCGCUUCAAAAGGCCCGCAGCGAGACCACCACCGCUCAAGAUGCGAGCCGCGGCACUCCGUCCGCCUCGACGUCAUCGGCGAACGGCGACAACAGUGGCCACGAACGGAACGUGUCGGCUUCCACACCGGUGAAGGACGACCGGAGCGCCGGCCGGAUCGACAUGAGCAGCAACAACAUAUCGCCGAUACGCGACUACCGGGCGAGCCCGACCGGACGACCGCCGCAAACGCGCGAACCUCAUCAGCAGCAGCUGCAACACCGGACGACGCCCACGCCGCUACUGCAGUCUCCACUCCGGGACGGCGGCGCCGGACACCGGACGCCGACACAGCAGCCGUACGUGCGUCCGGCUUCCGGGCGGUCGGCCAUGGACCUGUACGCGGCCAUUCACGAGUCGAAGAAACGGUUGCUCGGCCAACAACCGGCGGCGGCGGCGACAGUCACGGCUGCGGGGGCCGCGCAGACGACUGCACCGGAACACCGGACGCGACCGCAGCAGGCCGCCACCGUUGCCGCGGCGGUGCGGCGUCCGCCGGAACGACAGUCGGACCGGUACCGGCCGCGCGGCGACGCGACCGGUCGGCCGCCCGUACGACUUCAAGCGGCUCUGCUGCAGACCAACAUGGCGGGCGGCAGGCGCGCAGCAGUCCGCCGUGUCGCUACGCAGCCGCCGCCGCCGCCGCGGACCGCACACGCCGGUGCCGACCGACGCCCGACGGCGGCGGCCGGACACUCGCGAACGCCGUCCGGUUCAUCGUUCGGGGUCAACGUGCUCGCUUCGACCAUACAGGAAGACUGCCGCGAAGACGCGACGCUGUCUGGACCCCCGGUCGUUCAGGUCCGCGGCGCUCGUCGCCCACGCUCAGGUCUGCAGGCCGCCACCGCCGUGCCCACUUGUUCCGCUCUGGAAACGUCCCUUUGA
This is a messenger RNA of Melanaphis sacchari, 3867 nucleotides long. RefSeq lists its product as uncharacterized. Lineage: Eukaryota; Metazoa; Arthropoda; Insecta; Hemiptera; Aphididae. The record is from RefSeq and is a predicted model, not a curated record. Gene Ontology annotation, biological process: cell differentiation.